GCUUCCGGAAUCAGUGAGAAAUCUGGCUUUAACGCUAAAGGCACAAAUCAAACAAGGUCGGCAUUAUCAGUGAUGCUGCUCCAGAAUUCCACAAAACCCAAGACUCCAGGACAACCUUAGGACAUGGAUAAUAGGACACAGAGCACCGAAACAGGUUAUCCAGGCAGUGAGACGAACGAGCAAGAUCACGGAGAGAUACUCACACGAGCAGCGCCAGAGCCGGGUGGCGAAAUGCCAGAUUCUAGCACGAAUCAGACAAAAUGGCGUUCCUUCGAAUUUUGGUUUGUGGCGGGUAGCUUACUGUUCAUACCAUACAAUUAUGUUAUGGACAUAAAAACCAUCAUCGACUACUUCAGGCAGGGGGAAACUGUUCUCUUAUGUUUUUACCUUUUUUGGACUGCGCUGCCAACCAUAUCCAUCCACCUCUUCAUCUUUAUAAGGAUCAGAUCGAACUGCUCUCAAUUUCUGUCCUUUUUGAUCUCACCUUGGCUACUCUCGUUCAAGUACCUUCAAGUCUAUGGACAAAGCACACCCAAAAAGGCUGUCAUUGAAAGAACCAGAACAGUCAUGACAGUUGUCCAAUGUCUGUUUAAGGCAAUUCCUCAGCUGUGCAUCCAGAGCGCUGCUUGGUGGACUGGCUAUCAAGUAGACUCACCAAUCUUCUUUGAAGGCACUACAGAGACUACUAUGCAUAUGUUGUACAGGAUACAUUCGGUGGCGUUUAGUCUUCUGGCCGAUUUUUCUAACGAUAUGCCUUUCUAUUGGAGAUUCGUCAACUGGAUCCCUGUGGCUCUAGUCUUUGGUGCCCGCGUAUUCGUGCUCACGUCGCUCUUCUCUCUGCAAGACUCCUGGCGGUGGACUUGUUUCAUUCCUCCUUUCCUCGGUUUCUUCGCGUCUUGGCUCCUCAGUGUCAGAACAGAUCAAAGGAGGGUCGCAGAGGCGUGUGCGAAGACCCUGCUCCUCCCACCCUCUGACGUGGCGGGCAUUGUCCCUUCCGCCUUGUACGUGGUCGUCUACGGAGCGGCUGUCCUUGCGGGCAAAGAUAGUACAUUUGUUGAAUUACUUAUUGUGCUGUUCAUUCACAGCGUCUCAGGAUGUUUGUGGGAAUACAUUUUAGAUAAAAAAUAUAAAGUUGACUAAAAUGAUAGUAAGAAGGGCACAUCAAGACCAUCCCUAUGUUGGGUUUCAGUCUUUCUGAUUUCUGUGCCGUCUAUUGAUGUUAAAAGCAUUGGUCUUAAUAUCAGUGACAUCAAAUUAUUUCAUAUGCUGAUAGAAUUACAUUAAAUUGAUGAUACAUUUUUUUUCUAAAUAGCACUGUGUCAUAUGAAACUGGAGAGUUUUGUGCUAAUGAAUAUUAUUUGAUUGUAAUGAAUCCUAUAUAAUCAAUUUAUUUAUAUGAUCUCUUUCUUCUUUCUCCCCCUCUCCUCUCCUGUCUCCAUUUCUGUCCCUCCACCUAUCUCUGUGUUUAAAUAUCUGUAUCUACAUCUUACUCUCUCUCUCUCUCUCUCUCUCUCUCUCUCUCUCUCUCCUCUCUCUCUCUCUCUC
Molecule: messenger RNA, 1545 nt
Organism: Penaeus vannamei (Pacific white shrimp)
Lineage: Eukaryota; Metazoa; Arthropoda; Malacostraca; Decapoda; Penaeidae
Source: RefSeq, a predicted model, not a curated record